CCGCGGAAAAAAAGUAAAGUCUAAUGCUUGUGACCAAUCAGGAAACAGAUGUAUCGAAGAAGUCUUCAACCGGGUACAAAAGAGUUUGUCUUGCUAUGCCCACCCUCUGCAGACCAGAGUCCGCAUAAGUGUGAACCUGAUGACGCCUUGAUGUUUCCUUCCCCUCAGGGUGUUUGUCCAGCCUCUCUCAAUCUCACAGACAAACGCGGACCAGACUGAUAGACACUGAAGCACAAAACUACAGGAUAACUGGUUCGCUAUGCAGCUUUCUCUUUUUUGUGCCCUAUUCUGGGUAUUGUUUGCCCGUGCUACCUUGAAUGGAGGGACAGAGACCCCUCAGACUGAACCCAAUGUGACUGAGAGAACAGAGAGAUGGAACGAGACAGACACAAAGCCUUUUGAACAGAAUGAGAACCAAACAUUAGAACAUACGCACACACACACUGAUCCACCUACACACCAAACAUCAGAGCAUACGCACACACACACUGAUCCACCUACACACCAAACAUCAGAGCAUACGCACACACACACUGAUCCACCUACACACCAAAUAUCAGAGCAUACACACACACACACUACUCUACAGACAGACCUGCUGAGUCAAGAGGAACCUUAUUCAUCCAACCUCUGUCAGGAUGGUGACCUGGAUGAUCAUGCAUAUGAAUCACCCAAUUCUAAGCCUUUAGUUAAAGAAUGUCUAAGAUAUCCUCAGGGAAAGCACUGCGAUACAUCCCCAGGAGAGCGGAAGUGUCACUAUUUAAAGGUAUAUUCCUGCUUCAUCUACCCGUCCAAUGAGCUCAACUGCUCCUGGACAUCCAACAAGCUCCCCGAUGGAAGCCAAUACUCUGCCUCUGUCAUUGGGUGUAAAGAAAAGGCCAUCUCUACUGUUGAUUGUGUUUGGGAUAAUAUUGGUGGAGGAACUCAGUCCGGAGCCAUGGUCAAUUGCCGCGGAGAGGCGGACGUUAUUCGCGCUUAUUCAGAGGAUUCGCUGAUUUUCAGUGUGAAUGUGUCUACACCUUAUAUCUCGUGCCUCUACACUACUAAGUUUCACUUCAAAAACAUAGUGGUGCUGAGUCCUCCCCCCAAUGUCACGGUUCAAAGGGUCAAGGGAGGGGAUUUGCUAGUCCAGUGGGCUACUCCCUACAGCCAGUGGAACUUUGCGGCCACUUGCUUUGAAUACGAACUAUCCAUCAACAACCAAGAGCCGAGGACGAUUAAAGAACUUCUGGACUACACUGAACCAAACGCAGACCCCUCACUCGCCUAUCAGGUAAAGAUCAGGACAAAGCCAAAUGGGAAGUGCCAUGAAGUUCACCACUGGAGUGCCUGGAGUAGUACCAUUGACGUGCCAGCGGAUACAUCAACCCAGUUCAAACCAUUGGUGAUUAUUGGUAUCACCCUUGGAAUACCCAUGAUUCUACUGGCAUUACUGAUAUUGUUCAGGCCCCAGAGGGUGUCCAAACUUCUAUUUCCACCCAUACCCCAGCCUCCCAAGAAGAUUAAACUUCUCCUGGAAAGAGAAGACUUGUUCCAGAUUGUCCCUACCCCCUUAUCCAAAUACGUGGAUGACAUCACUAUAGUGGAGGAAGCAGAAGAGACUUCUGAGAAGGAUCCAGUCACUAGCUGGUAAUCUGGCAUGGAGACAGCAGCACCAUCGGCUUCUCAUAGUUAACAUGAGUUAUAUUAACUGCAAUUGUGAAUGAAAUGGAAAGUGUCUGCUACUCAAAUAUACAUACUGUUAUUUCAGAAACCGGUGUGCUUUAUUAAUGGUGCAAAGCAAAGCUUGAAAUGUUGCCCUUUAGUAGGCAGCAGGGAGAGGACAUGAAUACCAUGUGGACUCAUUCACUAGUGUUUCAUACAAAACAGUCAGUGGACUUAGAUCACCAUGCAGCUAUGCUAUGACUCGUGCUAUUAUUGCUUGCACUGUAACCUUUUGAGUUGUAUAAAGCUGUGAAAAGGUUUUACUUAAUCCUGGUCAUUUUUGUAUUGCCAUUUUGUUUGAAAUAAACAUUUGAUUUGUUGA
This is a messenger RNA of Osmerus eperlanus (European smelt), 2026 nucleotides long. RefSeq names its product granulocyte-macrophage colony-stimulating factor receptor subunit alpha-like. Gene Ontology annotation, biological process: cytokine-mediated signaling pathway. Gene Ontology annotation, cellular component: external side of plasma membrane. Gene Ontology annotation, molecular function: cytokine receptor activity; protein binding. NCBI's taxonomy places the organism in Eukaryota, Metazoa, Chordata, Actinopteri, Osmeriformes, Osmeridae. The transcript has 11 exons. The record is from RefSeq and is a predicted model, not a curated record. The coding region runs from base 260 to 1633 and encodes 457 amino acids.